This is a messenger RNA of Tupaia belangeri chinensis (Chinese tree shrew), 3403 nucleotides long. It is a transcript of the gene BBS9, whose product is annotated as Bardet-Biedl syndrome 9. Gene Ontology annotation, cellular component: membrane; BBSome. The transcript is spliced from 22 exons. The record is from RefSeq and is a predicted model, not a curated record. Gene Ontology annotation, biological process: cilium assembly. NCBI's taxonomy places the organism in Eukaryota, Metazoa, Chordata, Mammalia, Scandentia, Tupaiidae. Bases 709 to 3255 code for a protein of 848 amino acids.
CACCACUGAAGCCUCACUCCCAAGUCAUUCCGACUGUAGGAACCAGAGGGGGCAUACUGGUUCCCUCGCUGGACUCCCACGGAGUCAACCCCGUUCUAGUCCUGGACUCACUGGGUCAAAACUCAUGCCGCGUGUGUGUGCAAGCGUGCCCAGACCCCGAGGGGGGAAUGCAGAGGGACUGCAGCGCGGCCACCCGUCCUGGCGAUUUCUCCCUGUCUCUGCGUCUCUUUCUGUCUCUCCAGCGAGUACGCACGCACUACAGCAAAAAUCCCUCAAAAAAAAAAAUCAACCUGUAAUAAAUUAUUCCGCCUGGACAAAGUGAAACUUGGGAAAGGAGGAAAAAUGUUAUCUUCUCAAAGGGGUAUAGGGGGGAAAUAUUUAUUUUGCCAGGUAGAGACUUUAAAAACACUCUGGGGUCAGCAGGUGGCGCCGAGGUGAGGGGCUGGAUCUAGGCAGAUGGGUUUGCAGGUCCUGGGCCAGCAGUUCGGAAGAGUCGGGAGGAGAACGCAGAGGGGCCAUCCCUGCUCCCUUCUCCCCAGUCCUGCGAGCUCACACGGCCUGACGCAAAAGCUUUCUGGAAAACCCCCCACGCCCGAGUCCCCCACCCCGUUCUCAAGACGAGGAGCCCGCGCUAGUUACACGGAACACAGGAGGCUGCAGGAGUAGCGAGUCCUUGCGGCAGGGUCACAACCGUUAGAGUGAAAGAAAAUGUCUUUAUUUAAAGCCCGUGAUUGGUGGUCUUCUGUUCUGGGCGAGGAGGAGGAGUUUGAUCAAGGGUGCCUGUGUCUGGCUGAUGUUGACAACAGUGGGAAUGGACAAGAUAAAAUAAUUGUGGGCAGCUUUAUGGGAUACCUCAGAAUCUUUAACCCCCAGCCUGUGAGAACGGGAGACGGAGCUCAAGCAGAGGAUUUACUUCUGGAAGUGCACCUGCGAGACCCAGUCCUGCAAGUGGAAGUUGGAAAGUUUGUCUCAGGUGCUGAAACGCUUCACCUGGCUGUGUUGCAUCCUAGGAAACUCUGUGUCUACUCUGUGUCAGGAACCUUAGGCAACGUGGAACAUGGGAACCAGUAUCAGAUCAAGUUGAUGUAUGAGCACAACCUCCAGAGAACUGCUUGCAAUAUGACCUGCGGGCCGUUCGGUGGCGUGAAAGGCCGCGACCUGAUCUGUAUCCAGUCCGUGGACGGGAUGCUGAUGGUGUUCGAGCAGGAGAGCUACGCGUUCGGGAGGUUCCUUCCCGGCGCGCUGCUGCCCGGCCCUCUGGCCUACAGCCCCCGCACAGACGCCUUCAUCACUGUCUCCUCCUGCCGGCAAGUGGAGAGUUACAAGUACCAAGUACUUGCUUUUGCAACGGAUGCAGAUAAAAGGCAGGAGACGGAACAGCAAAAACUUGGUUCUGGAAAAAGACUAGUUAUGGACUGGACUCUAAAUAUUGGGGAGCAAGCCCUGGAUAUACGUGUCGUCUCUUUCAGCCAGUCAGCAUCUUCAGUGUUUGUUCUUGGUGAGAGGAACUUUUUUUGCCUCAAGGACAAUGGACAAAUUCGAUUCAUGAAGAAGCUUGACUGUAGCCCAAGUUGUUUUCUCCCAUAUUGCUCAGUUUCUGAAGGAACAGUAAACACCUUGAUCGGAAACCACAGUAGCAUGCUGCAUAUUUAUCAGGACGUGACCCUGAAGUGGGCCACUCAGCUGCCCCACGUUCCUGUGGCCGUGAGAGUGGGCUGUUUGCAUGACUUAAAGGGAGUGGUGGUCACGCUGAGUGACGACGGCCACCUGCAGUGCUCGUACCUGGGGACAGACCCUUCUCUGUUCCAGGCCCCAAAAGUUGAAUCCAGAGAACUCAACUAUGAUGAGCUUGAUGAAGAAUUUAAAGAACUUAAGAAAAUCAUCAGGGAUGUUAACAGAUCACAAGGUGUUUGGCCUGUGGCUGAGAGAGAAGAUGACUUGAAAGUUUCUGCUGUGGUCUCUCCUGACUUCGAUUCUGUGUCUCAAGCUCCUGAUGGCGAAGCAGGCGCUGACCGUGUCCCCUCUGUCACAGUGAAGGUCACGCUCCAGAACCGAGUGGUGCUGCAGAAAGCCCGCUUGUCAGUCUGUGUGCAGCCACCAUUGGUGUUGACUUGUGAUCAGUUCACUUUUGAAUUUACGGCACCGGACAUGACAGAGACAGCCGCCUUCUCUGUUUAUCUGAAAAGGAGCUCCCCCCCGUCUGAACUGGAAGGGGCCGCCGUGGUCUCCUACUCCAGACCAACAGAUCGAAAUCCUGAUGGCAUUCCUCGGGCUGUCCAGUGUAAAUUUAGACUUCCCCUGAAGUUAGUCUGCCUACCAGGUCAGCCUUCAAAAACUGCAAGCCACAGACUGACUAUUGACACGAACAAGCCCGCUGUCAGCCUUCUCGCGCUCUUCCCAGGCUUCGCCAGUCAGCCGGACGAUGACCAGGUGAACGUGAUGGGGUUUCAGCUCCUCGGAGGGUCCCGUGUCACUCUUCUUGCUUCCAGAAGCUCUCAACGAUACCGUAUUCAGAGUGAACAAUUUGAAGAUCUUUGGCUCAUAACGAAUGAGCUUAUUCUCCGCCUUCAAGAAUAUUUUGAAAAACAGGGAGUUGGAGACUUCGCCUGUGCUUUCUCUGGACCUCUGCCCCUUCAAGAGUACUUCGAGUUGAUCGAUCGUCAUUUCGAGCUGCGGGUAAAUGGUGAGAAGUUGGAAGAACUCCUAUCUGAGAGAGCCGUGCAGUUCCGGGCCAUCCAGCGCCGGCUGUUAACGAGGUUCAAAGACAAGACGCCUGCCCCCCUCCAGCACCUGGACACUCUGCUCGAUGGGACUUACAAACAGGGCUGGGUGGAGACCGCGGAUGCGGCCAUCUCCCACCUCCUGAAGACCUGCCUGUCCAGGAGCUCCAAGGAGCAGGUGCUGAACCUCGGCAGCCAGCUGGAUGUGCCCCGAGACACCAGCCGGCUGAAGAAGCACAUCGCCCUGCUCUGCGACAGGCUGGCCAAGGGCGGCCGCCUCUGCCUGAGCGCUGACACCGCCACUGUUCAGCCCACAGUCAUGCCAGAUGCCAUGGCUCUGUAUACACAGGCCCCUCAGAGCAGUCAGCCACUGCACACCGGAAAUGCUAGGAAGACGAGCGGCAAGAACCCAGAACUGGGCCGUGCACCGUGGCACUGUGCGGCGUCUACACGGACACUUUCCAAGUAUUCUGGAGGCAGCUUAAAUGCGGCAGGUGCAUGUGCGAGUCACGCAGAAACACGCGUCACUUCGUGAAGGCCGAGAGUCUGCAGACCUGGACCCGGCCCCCUGCAGGUGCUGAGGGUGGCCCGGUGUCUCCCCGCCAGUGGUCUCCGGGCAUGCUGCCUGUUGUCUGUCAGUGUCUCCUGCUUACUAGUCCUUGUUUUUAGUAGCGACAAGAAAA